Messenger RNA from Achroia grisella, 4965 nucleotides. It is a transcript of the gene NetA, whose product is annotated as netrin-B-like. Lineage: Eukaryota; Metazoa; Arthropoda; Insecta; Lepidoptera; Pyralidae. The record is from RefSeq and is a predicted model, not a curated record. Gene Ontology annotation, molecular function: protein binding. The transcript has 7 exons. The coding region runs from base 71 to 1906 and encodes 611 amino acids.
CCGAUCGGCGUGUACGUGUCGCAGUUGUCCGUGCUACGCGCAAACUUUACGCGAGUGAGUGUUGUGAGUGAUGAUGCCCGCCCGCGCCGUGGCCCUCCUCGCCACCGCGGCCCUGGCCCUCGCGGCCUCCCCGCCCGACCCCUGCUACGAGGACGGCCGCCCCAGGCGCUGUAUCCCCGACUUCGUCAAUGCUGCCUUCGGGGCCCCCGUCGUAGCUUCGUCCAUAUGCGGAAGACGCGGGCCCGAGCGCUUGUGUGACCCCCCCGGCGAUCAGCUCCCCGAGAACGCCUGCCGAGUCUGCGACGCUGCUAGAUCUGACCGCAAACACCCGCCCACCCAUCUGACCGACCUGAACAACCCCAACGACGUGACAUGCUGGCGUUCAGCCGCCCUCGCACCGGCUUCGUACGACUCGCCGCCUGACAACGUGUCUCUGACCUUAUCCCUUGGGAAAAAGUAUGAGUUAACAUACGUGAGCUUGCAGUUCUGUCCGAAAGCGGCUCGUGCUGACUCAGUAGCUAUAUACAAGAGCGCCGACUACGGUGUAACCUGGCAACCGUUUCAAUUCUACUCGAGCCAGUGCCGUCGCGUAUACGGGAGACCUAACAAGGCUACUGUGACUGCAGCAAACGAGCAGGAAGCUAGGUGCUCGGAUUCCCAUAGAUUGAACGGGGACAGUAUCGGUGGAGCUCGUUUGGCGUUCAGUACACUAGAAGGUCGACCUAGCGCGGCAAAUUUCGAUAUAUCUCCCGUACUACAGGAUUGGGUGACAGCUACUGACGUGAGGGUGGUAUUCAACCGUUUGCACAUGGUCAAUGAGGGUGAUGAAGUGGAUAAUAAGCUGCAGGCGGCGCCUGGGAGCCAGCAUUACGCGGUGUCUGAUUUCGCUGUUGGCGGCCGAUGUAAGUGCAACGGUCAUGCUUCCCGGUGCAUACCGAUGAAAGGUGGGGAGAUGGCGAAUGGGGUGCAGCAGCUGGCGUGUGACUGCAAGCAUAAUACAGCCGGAAGAGAUUGCGAGAGAUGCAAGCCAUUCCAUUUCGACAGGCCCUGGGGACGAGCGACGGCAAGGGACGCUAACGAGUGCAAAGAAUGCAACUGCAACGGCCACGCUCGUCGCUGUCGAUUCAACAUGGAGCUGUACAAGCUAUCUGGUCGGGCCAGUGGCGGGGUGUGCCUCAAGUGCCGACACUACACCGCCGGCAGACACUGUCAUUACUGCAGGGAGGGGUACUAUAGGGACCCUACGAAACCGAUCACUCACAAGAAGGCCUGCAAACCAUGCGACUGCCACCCGGUGGGAGCGAGUGGGAAGACCUGUAAUCAAACGAGCGGACAGUGCCCUUGCAAGGACGGCGUCACCGGGACAACCUGCAACCGAUGUGCUAAAGGCUUCCAGCAGUCCAGGAGUCACAUAGCGCCGUGCAUACGUAUACCACGCGUGGUGACAGCAGUGCAGGCAAUGGAGGCAGUGGACGGCGAGCCGGGCCGCGCGGAUCAGUGCGGCCGGUGUCGCGCCGGCGCUCGCACGCUAAAUCUCAACAAGUUCUGCAGCCGAGACUACGUCAUAAUGGGCAAGGUGGUGGGGCGCGACGCGAGCGCGGGCACGGGCGGCGGCAGCGCGUGGGUGCGGCUGUCGCUGAGCGUGCAGGCCGUGUACAAGCGCGCGCCGCGCAGUCGCCUGCGCCGCGGCACCACCGCCCUGUACGUGCGCGCCGCGGACCUCGCGUGCAAGUGCCCUAAGCUCAAGAUCAACAAGUCAUACCUAAUCCUAGGAGUGGAAAAAGAGGGAUCUGCAUCAGGGCUACCGGGCCUGGCCGUGGGCGAGCGCAGCCUGCUGCUGGAGUGGCGCGACGACUGGCAUCGCCGCAUCCGGCGCCUCCAGCGACGCGCCAUCAACUGUCACUAGCCGCCCACACCCGCCAUCUUGGAAAAAAGCCCGCGCAAAUCCACGCGAACAGAUUACAAAUGUCAGGCGAAGGAACCGUGCGAACAGCCGAAGGGUUUUUAAAAAGUCGUGCUCUUGUUGUUUGGUAAGAUUCCGUCUUUGUUCCGUGCAAAAUGUGAAUUGAUAAUGUAGUUGUUUUACUGUUACUGCCAAUAUACGUGCUGUCUAUAAUAAAUUUCAUUAAUCUUAACGUUGAAUAGUCCGAAAUAGGUUGGAGUAAUGUUACAUAACUUAUUAUUAAACUCAUACCUAGGCAUACGAGUCUUAAAGUUGCAUUAACGAUAUUUAUGCCAAAUAAAAUGAGAAUAUUGUACCUUCAAUGAAUUUCUCGUCCUAGGAUUUCGUUACAAUGUACAUUACUAAGAUUAUUAUUUAUUCUAAUAGAUUAAUUUUAUAAGACUACCUAAAUGAUGUUUCGUUCCACUUCGUGCAUUUUUGUAUAUUGUUAUUUUACAUUCAGUACUCGCAUGUUAAUAUUGUUUUUAAGUAUUUGCAACUGGCAACUAAUUCCGAUGCUGCCAGCCAUAUUUAUUAUGGCUUCCAUUUUAUGCCGCUCUUGUAUUUUAAGAGUUUGUAUGAAGCGUAUGGACUGUCUUUGAUCACAAGCUAGCUGUAGGUCGUUGUAGAUGGAUAAAGUAUAGUCACAAUGGUUUAACGUACCUCAUUUAUUAAGUAAAUAUAUGUUAAGGGUUACGAUAUAUAUUUAAUUUAUAAAUUUAUCUAAUAGAUUUUCUACUAAGCUCGCGAAAUUGAGGAUUAUAAAUGAUUACUUCUAUUAACUUGAUUAUUUUUCUCAAUUUCUUUUUUUUUUAAUCUUGCCAAAGUAGUAUUUCGUCAUGCUAUCGAUUGAUUGCUUAAUUUAUUGUCUGUACAGUACUGAGACUUUCGUUUCGUUUUUGCUAUACUCAUAGUAAACAUUACUGUUGUCGCAUUAUAAUUACGUUGCCUAAAUAAAGGUAUGUACAGUAUUACUAGCUUUACUAAGUUAUAGUGACUAACAAUAAGUCUCUUUUGUUUUAAAGAAGUACAUUAAAGUUUAAGCAAAUAAAUACAAUAUACGGCAUAAAGGCCUGGUUGGUACAGUAUUCAUAAAACUGAACCAAAGUACAAAAGUUCAGAAUGGUCAAAUUCCAAUUCUAUAUUUGAAUUCAUAAAACUGAACAUUUUUCUUCCAGUAUCCACAGAUCAAAUACUUUCUUCAUUUAAAGAACUGUAUUCAGUUUAACAGUCAAUAAUAAAUAAAUAUACAGUGAUUUUUAUAUAGAUUUUAUAUUAACAUGUCUUGUGAAUAUAACAAGAUCUAACUAAAUCGCAUAAUCAGUCACCAUUGACCUGUCAAUUUUAUUUAUGCGUACCUGAUCGAGUACAGUUACUGGCUGACUGGAACAAUUGUAAAUCAACCUGACGUGUGUUAAGACGGUUUCGGUACAACGAUUUCGGUCGCCAUCUCGUACGCAAUCAAAUACAUUAAAUUCUGGGACACCUUGAAAUCGAUAUACGAGAAAUUUAAAAUAAAACUGAACUUUCGAAAUUCAAAAUUGUUAUUUGUUUAAAACUAUCCUGGCAGGUGACAGCUCUAUGGAUUUUUCUUUUUUUAAAUUACUAAUCUGUACUUUCUUUAAAACAAAGGAAUAUGUAAACGUUUAGAUAAAAAUAUUUAUAUUAAAACCGAUUUAGGAGUUUCGCUUGGUCGUAUUACGGAUUGUAAAAAGUGUAUUUAGUUGUAGAAUCUAUUAACAUGUUUCUAGUUAUGCAUAUCUUUAGAUUUCGUAAUAUCGUAGUGUAUUUGGUAUAUUUUAUGCGCGGUACAUUUUUAUAACAUAGCAUAUUGACAGUUAUAUGACAUGCACAUCAUUGUUAAAACAAAAAAAAUAUAUAGUUUUUGGGGUAAUAAAAAAUCUAAUAUACUUACAAAGUAGCGCCUAUAAAAUAUUCCAAAACAAAUUAUAUCUGACCGUAAUUGUACCUAUAGUUAUAGUUGGUUUGUAUUUUCCCGAACGUAAUAUGUGAAUAUUAUUUUAAAUUUACGUAUUCAUUUACAGUAAUUAUGAAAUUAACUCAAAGGCUGCUAAAUAAAAUAAAACUUAAGAAAUCAUUUUUACUUACAUACUGUACUAAAGAAUUACAAAAUUCAGCACCAUAUGCCAAGUAAAUAUCGUAAACUAAACCGAAAACUGAACCGAACCCCAAAUAUUGUAGUUAUAAUACUGAACAACUUAAGAAUUGUACUCUUUUAUAAACAUUUUUAAUAUUUGGAGUCGACUCUAUGGUACUUAUUUCGUGUCUAUGGUAUCAUAAUCGUGCAUACAACAUAAAAAUAAUUAAUGUAAUAAACUAAUAUCAUAAUAUGAUCAUAAACAACGAACGAUUAACAUAUUUAAUAUAAGAAUAAUCAUUAUUAUCAUAUAUAAACAUAUUCAGAGGUUAAAUAAACAUACAUUUAUAAAAGCCAAUAUAACAGCAAUGCUCUCUUUUAUUUCUAAGUGUACUUAAAAAAAACCAUACAAAUUUCGAAUUGAUAUUUUUGUCAUUUGCACAAAUUAAUAUUUUAAUAUAUUUAUUUGCUAACAUAAUUGUAAAUCAUGAUCAUGAACAUUAAAUAAUGAAUUAAUCGUUCGUCCAAUGACAUUGUGACUUUGAAAUAGACACUUUUUUUUUAAUUUAACGGCCUAUAAAGCUUACGAUAUAAAAUUAAAAAAUACUUUUUUCAUUGAACACACAGUUCAAACAAAAUAAGUGUUUAUUUAAUUAAUGAAAUAUAUUUUAAUAGUUAUAAUUAUUUAUAUGUGAGGGAUGUCAAUUGAAUUUGAGGCAUAUGUGUCAUCGUUUCUGGUGUACCAUAGAUAAGUAGAUUUGUGGGAUUAUCGUUUUAUUUUUAAUAUUUAUCUGUGGUCUGCUCAGAAAGUGUGUUGCGCAUUUGUAAUUAAACUUGAAUUGUGUUUUAUGAUACCCUGCUCCUGUGAUGUAAUAAAUGUUAUUGGUUAUAUUUAUUUAAAAAUAAAAGUACAUUAAUAUACGGA